Macroventuria anomochaeta is the source of this 373-nucleotide messenger RNA. RefSeq lists its product as uncharacterized. Gene Ontology annotation, cellular component: nucleus; cytosol. The coding region runs from base 128 to 373 and encodes 81 amino acids. Gene Ontology annotation, biological process: cellular heat acclimation. Gene Ontology annotation, molecular function: transcription corepressor activity. The transcript has 3 exons. NCBI's taxonomy places the organism in Eukaryota, Fungi, Ascomycota, Dothideomycetes, Pleosporales, Didymellaceae. The record is from RefSeq and is a predicted model, not a curated record.
GCUUACACCUGCCUCGUCUCACUCGAGUGUAUACGUUAUUGUUCCAAACUUCUGGAGUAGACAUCAAUUCCAACACUUCUCCAAACUCGCGUUUCUCCACUCGCAUCGAUUGAACAACAUUCACACAAUGGCUACUCCUCAGAAACAACCUCCAACGCCCAGCGACGUAACGUCUCCCGGCUUCAACACCAGCACAGACAGCUCCGCUGAACUCGCAGCCGUCGUGGAUGAUCUGUUGAACCAGUUAAACACCAAGUUCACUACUAUCAGCAGUGAGCUGCUGUCCAAGAUGGACGACAUGUCCCGCCGGCUGGACAACUUGGAGGCGCAGAUUCAGGCAGGAGAUGGGAAGGGAGCGGGAGCUGGCAAGUAG